AUGGCCGCUAAAAUGGAUCAAGCCGGAUCUACUUCGAGUGGAUUCGACUUUGGCCUACAUACAAGAAAUGCACAUUUGAGCUCAUCAAAAGGUUUACAUCUACCAAAGGCAACAAGUACAGGUACAACGAUUGUGGGAUGUGUCUAUAAAGAUGGUAUCGUUCUAGGUGCUGAUACAAGAGCAACAGAAGGUCCAAUCGUUGCCGAUAAGAAUUGCGAAAAGAUUCAUUAUAUCACCGAUAACAUUCGUUGCUGUGGUGCUGGAACGGCUGCUGAUACGGAAUUUGUGACUGCAUUGAUUUCCAGUAAUAUGCAAUUACACGAACUACAUACCGGACGUAAAGCAAGAGUUGUUACCGCAAUGACAAUGUUGAAACAACGUUUAUUCCAAUAUCAAGGUCAUAUCGGUGCUGCUCUUGUUUUGGGAGGAUACGAUGAAACUGGACCAAAUCUAUUCACAGUUGCACCCCACGGAUCAACAGACAAGUUACCCUAUGUCACCAUGGGUAGUGGUAGUUUAGCAGCAAUGGCUGUUUUCGAAUCAGGAUGGGUAAAGGAUAUGGACAGAGAAUCAGCAAUCGCAUUAGUAGCAGCAGCCAUUCAAUCUGGUAUCUUUAACGAUUUGGGUUCAGGUUCAAAUGUUGAUGUUUGUGUGAUUACAAAAGAGAAGACAGACAUGUACAGAAAUUACGAGAAGCCAAACGAACGUGGUGUCAAAGAGCAAAAGUAUCUUUUCCCCAAGGGAACAACACCUUGGACAAAAGAACUAAUUCAUCAAAUGAUUGUCAGAGAGGAUGUUCUAGAAGUUGGAAAGCAACAAAAGCAACAAGCAUCAACAGUCACUACAGGUGGUGAUGGCAUGGAUUUGAGCUAA
Messenger RNA from Meira miltonrushii, 873 nucleotides. RefSeq names its product N-terminal nucleophile aminohydrolase. The transcript has 3 exons. Lineage: Eukaryota; Fungi; Basidiomycota; Exobasidiomycetes; Exobasidiales; Brachybasidiaceae. Gene Ontology annotation, cellular component: proteasome core complex. Gene Ontology annotation, molecular function: threonine-type endopeptidase activity. Bases 1 to 873 code for a protein of 290 amino acids. The record is from RefSeq and is a predicted model, not a curated record.